AUGAGUGAAAUUAGUCCUUUUAUUUUAAAGGCAACAUAUGUUUAUAAUCCCACGAAUGAAUGGUAUCAAUGUGUUGUUUCAUAUGAGGAGCAGCAAUUUCCAAUUAAAUGUCUUCCUCCGCGUAGUUGUCGAAAUUUUCCUCCAACAUUUUUAACUCCAGUUAUUAAAUCAUUUGCGAAGAUACCUCCUGGAGGAAUGAGUAAGAUGAAGAGCAGUUCUUCAAUCGAAAAAAUUAAUGAAUACGUUCUAAGCCUCAAUUUAGUCUCGAAAUUCGAAGGCUCGAUAAUUCUUUUAAAAGAACCGAUUCCAAUUUCUGCAAAUAUCUCAAUACAUGGCGAAUCUCUAAUUGGAUGGUUCCAGUUAAACUCAAUUUUACAUUUUAUCAAAGGAGUUAUAAAUUCAAAAACUCAUGACACCAGGCUAAGUAUUUUCAGUGCUUCCGAUGCAUGCUACAAAAAUCUUACCGGAAAAAUUACAAUUAAUCAAGGAACAGUUAAUAUAAUGGCUUCUUUAGGAAAACUCAUCAUCUCUCUAACGGCAUCUGAAGAAACAACUCUUAAACCGGGCGAAGAUGCAUUUUUAUGUGGCGAAUACAUGGGAUUUCAAGAAGAUGAUUCACAAGACUUAUAUUUGACAAUCCAUGCAACUACAGAUGGCCUUGUACACGCUGAUGUUGUCGAUGGCCGCAAAAACAAGUUUAGUCUUCUCGGAUGCAGAAAUCCAAAUGAAAAUUCCAUAUUUUUCUUAACAGAAACCGAUUGCAACCUACACUUUAUCGGAACAAUAUCAGGCAAUGCCAAUGACCUAUCAAUAUGCGGAAUUUGGAAAGAAAGAGAAAAAUCUGGUUCUUUCUCAUUCUUCAAGUCACAGAACUGA
Trichomonas vaginalis G3 is the source of this 876-nucleotide messenger RNA. RefSeq lists its product as uncharacterized. The transcript has a single exon. The record is from RefSeq and is a predicted model, not a curated record. Bases 1 to 876 code for a protein of 291 amino acids. NCBI's taxonomy places the organism in Eukaryota, Parabasalia, Trichomonadida, Trichomonadidae.